Solea solea (common sole) is the source of this 2255-nucleotide messenger RNA. RefSeq names its product transmembrane protein 47 (gene tmem47). Gene Ontology annotation, biological process: cell-cell adhesion. Gene Ontology annotation, cellular component: membrane; cell-cell junction. The coding region runs from base 167 to 712 and encodes 181 amino acids. The transcript is spliced from 3 exons. The record is from RefSeq and is a predicted model, not a curated record. NCBI's taxonomy places the organism in Eukaryota, Metazoa, Chordata, Actinopteri, Pleuronectiformes, Soleidae.
CCUGGUCCAGUUCACAGAGCUCAGGUUCUGGACUCAGGUCAUACAGAGGAAAGACGGUCCCCAGCCUGCUACCCACAGGCGGGGGGGACACCCGCGACUUCAUCCACAGAUCUGUAGUGCUUUUCUUCUUGUUAAUUGUUGACUGAGUGAGCCACUUUAAUUGGACAUGUCUUCAUCCGUGAGCGGCACAGAGGAGGUCCGGGUGUCGCCGCUGACGCCAAUGAAGUUGGUGGGAUUAGUGUGCGUCCUCCUCGCACUAUGCCUGGAUGUCGGGGCCAUGGUGAGCCCGGCGUGGGUGACGGCAGACGACCAGUACUAUCUGUCACUGUGGGUGUCCUGCUGGAAGCACCUCAGCUCCGCGGAGUGGUCCUGUAACAGCACGCUGUCCACGGACUGGCAGAUCGCCACACUGGCCCUGCUGUUAGGGGGGGCGGCACUCACCCUGCUCUCCUUCCUGGUGGCGCUGGUGUCCCUGUGCUCUGGCUCCAGGAGUCGCUGCUACAAGCCAGUAGCCGUCAUGCUGUUCUCUGCAGUGGUUCUUCAGGUGUGCAGCUUGGUCCUGUUCCCCAUUAAGUUCAUUGAGACGGUCAGUCUGAGGGUGUAUCAUGAAUUUAACUGGGGAUACGGCCUUGCCUGGGGAUCCACCAUCUUCUCGUUUGGAGGCGCUAUCCUCUACUGCCUCAACCCCAAAAACUAUGAAGACUACUACUGAAAUGUGUGAGACAGGAGCGGAAACCAGGAUUCCCUUUUUUCCACUGGAGCCCACUCUGUAAAACAAACUGUUACACAAGUGCACAAACACAGAUUAGAACUAGAAUGACUGCAUUGCGGUUGUUUGCCUUCACCGACCAGAUGAGUUUCAGUUCACGACCAUGUAUGUCCACACUUUAUGUAGUGAAAACUUAAUUAUUAAGUGCACCUUGUUAUAAUUAGUAUAUUAAAUCUUAAAUCAUGGCCCAAAAAAAUACAAAAGUAAUUUUUUUAUAACAAAUUUGAAGGCAUUGCUUACAAGAGGGGGUCGAAAUAAAGGACGAACAGACACCCAACCCCCCUAAACACCCCCAGCCAUAGCUAUUCCCAAAGCAAAAGUAUAAAAAUAGAUUUCAAAAAGGUUAUUGUUCUCUUUGAAACUCUGUGAUCCGAGAUUAGGUAGCCAGCUCAGCUGUGAACAGGACUUCUAUAUCCAAAUGAGAUAGUCUGGGAGAAAAUGUCACAUUUUGUCUGUGUCCCCUUUAAGUGGAACUCCAGUUGGUCUAAGAUUUGGGCAGAGAAUCUGGUGGCAGCAGAUGGAUUCACUGACCCCAUAUAAGGAGGAGUUUGUGGACUAACAAUUCCCCAAUUAUAAAGGGAGGCAAGGAAUAAUCAGGCAAUUAAUGGAACAUUUUCACUGACUCACAUCCUGAGGAUUACAAAGUGAGGAAGACAGGGCCUUCCAAAGGAAAUGUAACAUCAUACAUUUCCCCAUAGAUUCAGUUUAACUAGAACUUGGACUUGUUUUCUUCCUCUAGUAGGGCAUAAUAACAUUAGGGAAAAUAUGCAAUGAAGCUCUGGAAGAGUAACUUUUAUCUCUCCUGCCCUAUAUGUGUUAAAAAAGUCACAUAAUACGUAGGAGCUAUGGAAAAACAGUAUGAACAUUCCUCUGCCAUAUCCAAAUAUCUAUACUAAUGAGGGGGACAUUCAGUCAUGAAUAAUUAACACUGUCGCUACAUAUAAACUAUGCUUAAACUUUCGUCCUGCAGCAUAAUUUUGAAAAAGACUCUAGUAUCAUAUGUAUGUGUAGUAAUCACACUUCUAAGUAACAUCCAUUCCAAGCAGAACAGUGGGAAGGAAGAAGGCAAAUGACCAGGUCUUCUGAGUGCAUGUGUGCAAAGCUGCAUGAUCAUAUCACGACAUGUGAGCACACACCUCCCCAUGUGAUGCCUCCUUAUCUUACCACUGUAGGAAAUGGGGAUUCUGAGUAGGCACCAUUAAGGAUGCAUCAAUUUUCAGAGAGGCAUGUUCUGGGUCUUUUUUUACUUGCGUCUCCAGUUACUUAAGAAAAUUCCAGCAUGCUGUGGGUGAGUUGUGUUAAGAUGAAACUAAGGAGGACAGUGAGGGAUCUUCUCACACCUUAUUUAAAAAAAAAAGAAAAAAAAAAGUAGUCAGUCAGUUUUCUCUUUUGCAACACUUGUAAAAUAAUGUAACACCUGCUGCUGUAUUUGAAUCCCACUGGCUUGUUUACCAAUACAAUAAACGUGUACUGUGAAAAAAAAAGG